This is a messenger RNA of Oryza brachyantha (malo sina), 1973 nucleotides long. RefSeq lists its product as uncharacterized. The record is from RefSeq and is a predicted model, not a curated record. Bases 971 to 1447 code for a protein of 158 amino acids. The transcript is spliced from 2 exons. Lineage: Eukaryota; Viridiplantae; Streptophyta; Magnoliopsida; Poales; Poaceae.
CAUUGUAGUGGGGGUGCCGGGAUUCAGCUGCGCGAGGGGUGCAAUAAGCUGUGGUUUACCAUUCCCAUGCGCACCUCGCUGAAGGGAUGACACUCCAAGUGGUUCUAUUGCACAAACCAGUUGGAUUCUCUUCCUGCCUUCAUUGGCCACAUGAUGGGAACUAGGGUGGCCCAAUCUUCCGUCACGUGAGGAUAACACGUUUUGGGCGGAGCACGACACACUGAUUCGGCUUCAAGUCAACAAACUCGAACCCUGCAAUCUUAGCACCACGACUCCUCUGGUUAUCAACCGUGUCACAACCCGGUUGACCUCGCCAAGAAGGCUAAUCUUUGCCUGCGAAACGAAGAACACAAGCAAGAACUCAAAAGAACGCAACUCUCAAUAGGAAUGCAGAUGAAUGAUUAAGCACAAAAGUUGGGGUUCUACAAACCGAUGAUGGUGAAACUAUUAUUGACAGAUUAAUCUAAGAAAAACCCGAGUCUAAAUGAUGGCGGCUGCUGAGUUUAUUAACCUAGGGCAAUCUAGGGUUGGGGGUGCACCAAAGGGGCAUCCACAACAUGGGCCGAAGGCCUGACACGAUACAAAGCCCGAAAAGGCCCAAAAUAGGUGACACAGCAGAUUGUUGUGGUCACACAGAAUGAUCCACGAAGCAAGCUAGGAACAGAACCAAAAGAAGUGUCUCAUCGUCAUGGUUCCAACGCAUCGAAGAACACCACAUUUGGAUGCCGGAUGAGGGAGAUAUCGCCAUUUUGGUGCAGGGAGUUCAGCUGAAUCCGACUCGAACUUGGAGUCCAUCUUGGUGACAAUUUGUAGCUUGGAGUUGAGGGCGUCUCGUGUAUGUCCAGCAUGGUGCUGUCCUCGUCACCAUGCUUCCGUCGUCCAGGAGACGUGGUCCCUUUUCCCGACCACCGACGAGGCCCCCCAAAUUGGGGCGCUGUUCGAUCUGGUCGACGUCGUGUGGAAGACAGGAAUGACCGACGUGUGGGCUGUGCACCACUUCAUCCGCCGCCAGAUCCAGCCGCUGAAAGACCGAGUGCACCUCGCCUUAGACUACAUGGGCGAAACUGACCCGACUCAUGAAUCACCGGAGAUGAUCAAGUCCGUCGAUCUCACCGCUCGUGUGAGGCGACUCUGCGCACCCAGGAUAGACAUCCCAACUCAGGCCGAGGAUUUCCCUAGGCCCUUCAACGCCAGCUUCCAGCCACCAGUGGACAACCACCAAUUCCCGUCACAUUCGCCUAGGCGCGCCGUGCCCGAACAAAAACGAGCGGCAGUGGCGUCAAGUGAUGAGCCAGCGUCGCAGAGGUUGGCUAGUGACCCGGACGCCGAGUUCGAGGUCUUGGAGGUUCUUAAAGAAGGCGACGCACCGAUUGCUGCCAAACCAACGCCGUCGUCCCGGUCCUUCAAGCCGACAAAGCAAUUCUUCUUUCGGCAAGGGACACGGUAAGCCUUCAUCAAACCCAUAGUUAUUUCUUUGAAUGCUUGCAUUCUCAAAGUAUUUGUACAUCCAGGAGGUCCAGCGACAUUGACCUGGCUGGUCCAUCAGCCGAGGCGAGCGUGGCCCAGCCUCCGACUAAUCCCACUCCUCCCACGUCAGCCCCCGACCUAACGAUUCGGAUGUCGACGCCGAAGAAACCCUAGGCCAAGAAGAAGACAGCCUCCCCGACCCCUUCUCGAGCGGAGAUCCUGCCUCCUACUCGACCUAGGACCCCGCUGCCAAGCUCGAGCGAGGAGUCCCCGAAGGAGAUCCCUCGGGCGGUUCCCCGACUGACCGAGUUCGGUGAGGCGAUGGUGCAACCCUUUAGGCUCUCCUGGGAGGUUUCGGCCGAAUGCCGGGAGAGCUUGAUUGUCAACCCCUAGUCUGAGGAGGAUGACCUAGCGCUGAUGGAGAAGCACAUCCGCGAGUCUGCGUUGCUUCUCGGGUAAGUAUUUGACCGACUUGUUUCCCCUAGGCCCUCUCAUUUGGUUCUUUC